Lachancea nothofagi CBS 11611 is the source of this 987-nucleotide messenger RNA. The record is from the annotation of a GenBank genome assembly. NCBI's taxonomy places the organism in Eukaryota, Fungi, Ascomycota, Saccharomycetes, Saccharomycetales, Saccharomycetaceae.
AUGGGACGUAAGCUCAAAGGUAAGAUUGGCUCCAAGGGUCUAAAAGGCUCUUUGCUUCGACACCAAGCGCUAGAACAGUCGAAAAAGAAGACGAAAAGUAAGCAAGAGCAUGCUUUGCAUAAAAACCAACCUACCAAGGCUAGUUUAGAAAGUCGGGCGUCGCAACGUGAGGCGGCUGGUAAACUUAUUCCGUUUGAAAAAGACUCUACGCUUUUGCUGGUUGGAGAGGGCGACUUUUCAUUUAGUCGUGCUAUCAUAAUGCAAGACUAUAUCAAAGCUAAAAAUUUGAUCGUUACAAGUUUCGAUGCUUCUGUAUCAGAAUUGAACCUGAAAUAUCCACACAGCUUCCCGGAAAAUUACGAAUUUCUUGUACAAAACGGUGUCAAAAUUUUAUUUCGGAUUGAUGCCACCAAUUUACUGAAAUCUUUCAAGCUCAGCAAAAAGACUACUUGGCCUAAAGUAGUUGGUGCGGAAUGGGCAAUUAAAAAGGUUGAAAACAUAAUGUUCAACUUUCCACAUACCGGCAAAGGUAUAAAAGAUCAAGACAAAAACAUACGAGAUCACCAAGAAUUAGUAGCAGGAUUUCUCGCCAGCUCCAAGCUAUUUUUCAAAAAUGUGAACCGUAUUCCAUUGAGCGGGUCCGCUCAAACAUAUACGCAGGGCUACGACUUAGAUGAGAAAAAAGCCAAUGAUAAAGUAACUGCUGAUGGAUAUGGGAAUGUUUUGCUUACAGUCUUUACUGGUGAACCAUACGAUUCUUGGCAGCUAAAAUCACUUGCCAAAACAACCGGAUGGAAGGUAGAAAGAUCAAGUAAGUUUCAAUGGGAAAACUACCCUGAAUACGCUCACAAACGGACGAACAGCGAGCAGGACACGACAAAGCCAGCUCUUGAUAGAGAUGCUCGUACUUACACCUUUGAAAUCUACGAUAAAACUAAGCACUCUAAAGCUGGUAAGUUGCAAAAGUUAGAAAGCGAUGAAGAAUGA